UGCUCGGCUGUCCGCGUCCCUCGGGCCUCGCGCGUGCGGCGAGGAGGGCUAUGAGCGUUCUGGGCCGCGUCUCUGGCGCUCGUUGAAGGUGCAGCCUGCCCGGCCAUGGCUCUGAGGGAGCUGAAAGUUUGUCUGCUGGGGGACACUGGUGUGGGCAAAUCAAGUAUCGUGUGGAGAUUUGUGGAAGAUAGCUUUGAUCCCAACAUCAACCCAACAAUAGGAGCCUCAUUUAUGACCAAGACUGUACAGUAUCAAAAUGAGCUGCAUAAAUUCCUCAUUUGGGAUACAGCUGGACAGGAACGGUUUCGUGCUUUAGCCCCAAUGUACUACAGAGGGUCAGCAGCUGCCAUUAUAGUUUAUGACAUCACGAAAGAGGAAACUUUCUCAACAUUAAAGAACUGGGUUAAAGAGCUUCGACAACAUGGACCUCCAAACAUUGUUGUAGCUAUUGCAGGAAAUAAAUGUGAUCUUAACGACGUAAGGGAAGUCAUGGAAAAAGAUGCUAAAGACUAUGCAGAUUCCAUUCAUGCAAUAUUUGUAGAGACAAGUGCGAAAAAUGCAAUAAACAUUAAUGAACUCUUUAUAGAAAUUAGUCGUAGAAUCCCAUCAACUGACACCAACCCCCCAUCUAGUGGUAAGGGCUUCAAACUUAGAAGACAGCCGUCGGUGACAAAGCGCAGCUGCUGUUGACUGGUCCAUUUGAAAAUCAGACUUGUUUAUACAGUAGGUGGUCUUGGAAGUUAAUAGUUCAUGUUGGAUUUAUAUUAUCAGUCUUAGAUCUCUAUCUGCUGGUGUUCAUACGCCCAUGGUCCAGUAAAAAUGGACCAGUUCAUCUGACAUCUGUAUGCUCGCAGAAAAGACUGCCAUGGUAUGUCAGCCUGUUUACUUACAAAAAGUUGUAGUAUCUCUUGCAUUCAAAGGGAAUCCAUCAUCACUUCUUUGGCCUUGCUUAAAAGGAAGCUGACUAUGAAUGGUUGAACUGAAAUGUUUAGUAGUUUUGUAAUUGAGAUUGUGUUUUUGUAAAAAGGAAAACGAGCACUUUUGUGGGACUUGGGGGUGGGUGGAAGGAGUCUGGAUUUUGAAGUUUAGUGAGAUGUCGCUUCUUCUUUUCUUCAGUGAGCCUUAUUUGAAAUGUAAGUGUAGCUAAUCCAAAGUACAGUGGGACAGUUGUGUUUGAGGUGGCUACAGAAUAAGCAAAUGAAGGCAGAUAACAGUCAGAUCAGUCCGUCCACUCCCCAGGACCCAUUUGCACUUUUUAUUUAAAGAUAAGCAGCGGGGGUGGGGACGCAUGCAACAGACCUUAAACCACGGACAAUCUUUUUUUCUGUGCUGACUUAAUCAUUUUGAGGCAAACUGAUAUGCUCAUAGGCAUCUUCUUCUUGUUACAAGUUUUUGACGUAAAGCUGUUGGUCAAAGAAAGCCUAGGUGUAGUUCUGACUAAAUGAAGUGAUUGCUGACUAAAAGCAGAUGCUGUAAACAGAUGCUUCCAAUAGUUCUGAUAAGACUUAAAAGAUCUGGGGGAAGCCUUUAACUGCUUAGCAUGUGUAAAGUGUUCAUAUUAUAUUUAUGAGACCAGUGUUUAAAAUAUUAUAAAUUAUGUAAAAACUGUCUUUAAAAAUUUGCAGUCUUAUUUGCUCCUUCCAUUCCACACCUACAUGUGCACUCCUGGGGUUCUCCAUCAGGUUUUUUUCUCCACCAUCUUUUAGAUAUCCUUGCUGUAAUUUCUUCCAGAGACGGGCUGAAAUUAGUUCUCUUUAAAUCACGUUUGAAAGGUCCAAUAGAGGCUGCUGUUGGUGCAGUGUGAGGUCUGUCUGUUGAACAGGUUUUCAUCUUGGUGCACCCAAUCAUUCUUGCUUUGGGCACAAAAGUGCAAAUAAAAAGUAAAAAAAAACCUUAAGACACGUGGUGAUGUAGAUCAUUACCUCUAAGUUCCUGGGCCUUUUUUUACCUGCUAGGGUUGGGGUUUUGUUUCUUUUAUUGUUUUGGUGGGGCUCUUUUUCUUUCUCUCUCUCUUUUUUUUUUUUUCUUUCAAAUUCAAUGUUUAGCUUAUUGUGUUGGUUUUAGUGUGCUUGCAAUUAAACCAUAGAUUGACCAUACCUUUUUGUGCUUUUUUAGUUUUAUUUUUGCUUUUUUCUUUCCUACUGGCACUGUUGAGGUUCUUUAAAAAGACUCAAGUAAUCAAGUACAUGCUAAUAUGUUGUUAAGCUUUAGUGUGAAAAUGAGGUUUGUUCUGUUUGCAGUCUGGCUUUCUAUCAUCUGAAGUAUUUUCUCUGAAGGAAACACAGAAAAGCAGACUUCAUACCUUUCUUGCAGUUCUGAUCUUGAAUUACUCCAGUUAGUGGAACCAUGGGAAAGGCUGUUGUUUCAGAUUGCCCAAAUGUUGAAGUGAAACUGCUUUUAAAGACUGUGCCUAUGUAAAAUGACAGACUGUUGAUGUAAGUUGGUUUGAGCCAAGGUAACUGUUUGUUGAUCAGUUGGCUUUAGCUGCAAGCUGACGUGCAGUCCUCUGGAUGAGACACACGUUCAGUGUCUCAUUUUCGUUAGAGGAAAAUGGUUUCUUCUGUAUUAGUUUUAGGCCAUCUGCUUCCAUUUUGUACUAGGCUUGCUGAAAUUAAUUAUAUUUUGUCCCAACGUAACUUCUCUAUUUGGGGGCAGAUUAGCCUUUGAGUGUUUGAAAUACUGAUGAUCAACCAUUUCAGCUAACUUAUUAAUCAUUUUGUGAAGGAGUUGUUGAAAAAGCGGAAUAAAACUGAAGUCCUGAGGUUUGCCUUUCUCUUUAAUGAAUGGCACUCAUCACAGAGACUGGAUUUUAAAAUGCUAUAAAAGGGAAGUGAUUGCUGCACAGAGUGUUUUGAAGGGGCAGACAUCAGGUUUGUAAAAAGCUGAUGAGCUGUGUGUCAUAGUGUUGAUCUGGAGCAUUUUUUAACUGACAGAACAUUACUAUUUCUGCUUCUAAACAGUACCAACUCUCUGCUCAGAAAGAAUAGAUCUGUACAAAAACGUCAUUUGAUAAAUAGUUUAUUAUUUAGUUUUGGAGCUAUUUCAAUGUGCUGCCUAAGUUUUGGAGAGGGGUCUUCAUCGUUCCCCAUGAAUUCUCUGUCUCUUAAAUGACCUGUGAUGCUCUUGAUCCGUGCUGAGUAGUUUUGUAGUGUAUUUUAUAUGUGUUUAAAGCUGGCAUGCUAAGUGCCUAGGUAGGUGAAAUGUGGAAGCCUGUGCUUAACAAAACACAGAGGCAUUUAGUAGCCAAACUACUGAAACUUGUAAUAGGUGCUUUAACAAGUUCUAGGAGAAUUCUGACAACUUUUGCUGUUGACAGGGAGGUAAAGACUUUUUAUAUUGUUAGAUACAUGUUGAAGCAAAACAAAUCAUUGCACUUUAAAUCCCUCCUGACUUCAAUGAGACCUUUUCUGGAAGUGCCACAGUAUCAGGCAGAUAACAGCUUAGAAGGGGUGCUCAGCUUAAACUCAUUUUUAAUAUGUUGGUGUAUGUAAUACAAUCUAAUGUUACCAGCCUGCUCAAGAAAAAAAAAUAAAUCUAUGUGCUUGGGAAGAGAGUAAGUAUCAGGCAUAGACAACAUGAGUUCACAAAGGGAAAGCCUUGCCUCGGUGCUUUGAUCUCCUUCAGUGGCAGACCACUUGCUUGGUCUGUGAGGGAAAGGCAGUAGAUGUCCUUCUGGAUCACAAUAAGACCUUUGAUGCUUUUCCUCACAUCAUCCUUAUGGACAAACUGUCCAACUGAGUUGAUAAACUGGCUUGAUGGUAGAACUGAAAGGUCUGUAGAUGGAGCUACGUCUGGUCGGUGGCCAGUCUUUAGCACUUCCCAGUGUUCACUUCUAGAGCCAGCUCUGCUCAACCAUUUAAUCAACAACCUGGGUGCAGGAGUGGAAUGCAAUCUCAGCACAUUUGCUGACGACAAUAAACUGGGAGGUGCUCAUGCCUGGAGGACAGGAGACCUUGCAGAGAGAUUAGAUAGAUUGGAGCAUUGGGUGGUUGGCAGUGGCAUGAAUUUCAGCAACAGUAGAAUGCUGGGUGUUGCACUUGGGGCAGAGCAGUGCCAUAUGCAGGUACAGGCUGAGAGACAAGAAGCUGGAAAGAGCAGCAGAAAGGGACCUGGGAGUGCUGGUGACAGCAGGCUUACACUGAGCCAGCAGUGUGUCCUGGCAGCCAAGAGAGCAAACUGUGUUAUGGAGUGCACACAGCAUAGCUGGCUGGUCAAGAGGUGCAUCUCCUGCCAUAUUUAGAGCUGGUGUAGCCUCACCUUGGAUAUUGUGUGCAGCUCUGGGCUCUGCAAGUUCUUACCCAUACAUCAAAAUUGGCUCAGGAAUCCUUUACUGGCAUUGGAGAACUACAGACAAGACUGAGAGGGGAUCUUACCAACCCUUGUAAAUAUCUUCAGGGCAGAUGAAGUGGCUCUUUUCAGUGGAGCCCAGCGACAGGACGUGGGGCAGUGGGCAAAAUGGGGACACAGGAAGUUCCAUAUGGAAUUGAGAAAAUAUUUGUUUAAUUUGAGGGUGAGGGAACACUGGAACAGCUGCCCAGAGAGUCUCCUCUGGAGAUAUUCAAAACCUGCCUGAAUGUUUUUCUGUGCUUUAAAUCUUGGUUAGCCCUGAAGUGGUUAGGCAGUUCAACUCAGUGAUUUUCAUAGGUCUUUUCCUGAACUAUUCUAUGUUCACAUCACAUCUCUGUUAGUAGAUCACAUCCCUGCUAAUGUUAGGCAAAAUAAGAAUCUGUUGUCAAUCACUAAUCUAAUAUUUCUUAGCAGUGUUUUAGAACAGAAGAACAUCAGCUGACCUUUUUAGAGUUCUAUGACUCCAGCACGACGAAAGAAAGAAGCUUCAAACUAUAUCUUUGUUUCUUAUGCAAGUGUUCAAGUGCCAAAACACAUUUCUCUGUAACUGUUAGGCCUUCUGACGUCAACACUUAUUUUUAAAAAAUCCCUUUUGAUCUUCUGGUAGUCUUGAAAAUUUGCAUGCGAACUCUUUUUUAUCAGUUAGGAUCAAAAAUGUUUGACCUGCCAAAAUCGAAUAAGUGUUACCAGACUGUCCAUGAAGUGUCACUGAUCGUUAGGUUUUUUGAGGGACGUGAGACUAUCCUGAGCAUAUUGAUGGGCUUCGUCUCUGACAUGUUCAAGUCAUCCUUUCCUUCUUUCCUUCUCCUCACAGUUUUCCCCUCAAUUUUUAGGUGUACAUGCUGUAAGCAGCUAUUUCAAAAUCCUUACAGGAGUUUUAGUAGCUCAGAGUUAUUUGAUGCCUCCUAUUUUGCAUGGAAAAUCAAGGCACUAAGAUGAGUUUGGCCCCCUAAAAAUUGGUACAGCAUUUACUGAAACUGUCCUUGUUCUAAAACAGAAAUUUCCUAGAAGAAAUGGUUCUGCUCUUCCCUUUGCAUCAUCCUGCAAGUUAGGAGCUUUAAGUUUUUGCUGAAACACUAACUGCUUUAUUCAAGAAAAUUGGGUUUUUCUUUCAUUCCUGUCAAUGUUUUUAAACACAAGUUACUGAACAAACCAACUGCUAUUCCUGUUCUAAUGCUGAAGGAUACAGACAAGCUUUUGUGCUGUUCUUUUCAUUUGUAUGGACAGAAGACACCAUCCAGUUGUUGCACUUUGGUUUGAGAUGCAGCAAACCUUUGAUAAAUUCACUGCUGCUUUCUUGCUUCAUUUUGUCACAGUGUGAAUUUCCUGUUAUUAAAUCCAUUAUGUUUUCUUGACUAUUUAUUCUUUGUGUCCUUCUGGGAUUUAGCCAAGAAAAGUUGACAAGUGUCUUUUUCUCCUCAAGAGUUCAAGAAAUAUCUGUCAUAGCAGCAAAUAUUUGUGAACAAAAUGGUCAUCUUUAGAGCAGCUUUAUGAAAUCGUCGAGAAAUCAUAGCAGCUGAGACAUGUAGCACUGCUUCACUAUACUAGAUGAGAGGGCAAGAAGCACUUUCGUCUAGAGGAAGUAAAUUAUUGUAAAGCCUAACAGCAUCAUGUGAAGUAUAGAAACGAUUAACUUCUUUUGUACUUGGUAUUUCUGAAUAUAGUGCAUCCAGCAUUGAAAUUGUGGCACAGUGAAUUGACAUAAGACUCAGAAAUGGAGGAUAUUUAGCUGUAAGACACUUAAGACUUCUUGGCAAUCUUCCCCUUUGCACCCUCUCAUCCCCCAGUAUGAUGAAGAAAAAAGGGAAUCAUUCUGGAAGUGUCUAAACAAAAACUUUACAUUUGCAUUUGUGUAUUUGGGGCACAAGGAUCACCUGAUGUGCAUUUAGCUCUUGCGGUGUAAUAAAUGCAUGCCUGUAAAAUUAAGCGUGAAGGUUAACUUGGAAUCAGCAGUUGUUAUCCCUCUUAAGAACCAUCUGCCUUUUCCUUAUGGUAUUGAGUUAACCUGGUAAAAAGAUGGAAGGAUCUGUGCCUUCUUAUUGUGGUGUCUCUUACUGCAACAAACUAAAGCCGCUCAAAGUUACAGAGCAUCUGCAGCACUGUAAACUGCACAAAUUUACUACCAUUGCUUCACUGCAUGAAACGUAGUCAGAUCACGAGUGAUGAAAUCGUACAGUGAUGAGUUCCCAAGCUAAUGAAUGUUCUGAGACUUUUCUAGUCUUCUCUUGGGCUGGUCCCGAGGGCGUGUACAGGUUUGUCUGUAUUGUUGGUUUGUAGAUGCUAAUGAGGAAAACCAGACUUUAGUUUUCUCCUUUUAGUUUGUAUUGUUAUACUGCCAUGUAGUGCGUAGAAUGAAGAUUAAGAAAUGUUGGUUUGGCAUAAUGUAAACGGCAUUUUCAGCUUACGCGUUCAUAAUAAACUUUUAUAGUGUAAUAACAUGCUAAAUCACUACCAGUCCAAUGUAUUGUGCAAAAAAGGUGUAAACAUUUUAUUAAUAAAAAGCCCUGUUUAUAAA
This is a messenger RNA of Centrocercus urophasianus (Greater sage-grouse), 6862 nucleotides long. RefSeq names its product RAB22A, member RAS oncogene family (gene RAB22A). The record is from RefSeq and is a predicted model, not a curated record. Gene Ontology annotation, molecular function: GTP binding; GTPase activity. Bases 106 to 690 code for a protein of 194 amino acids. Lineage: Eukaryota; Metazoa; Chordata; Aves; Galliformes; Phasianidae. The transcript has 7 exons.